Bursaphelenchus okinawaensis is the source of this 2178-nucleotide messenger RNA. The record is from the annotation of a GenBank genome assembly. NCBI's taxonomy places the organism in Eukaryota, Metazoa, Nematoda, Chromadorea, Rhabditida, Aphelenchoididae.
AUGGCUUAUGUGAGUUAUUUUUUGAAAUAGGUAUUAACAUUAUGCAGGUUUUUCUGGCUUUUUGUUUUAUUUGUUUAUGAUAAUUUUUGAAAAUUUAAGAUUUGUCAUGGAUAAUAUAAACGUUUGUCGAAAUGAACUUCAAAUAGACAUUUUUGAAUAAAAAAAACUUUGUUGCCACAUUUUUUUUUACAUUGUUUAAAUUGCCUAAUCGGUCGAUUUUGAAUUUUUUGUUUCAAAAUUUGUUGAAUGAUGGUUUUGAAGGAUGAAGCGUUGAUGAGUUUCGUAGCUUACUAUUACAAUUUUCAUUCAAAAGCGGACAUUUUUCAGGACAAGGAAAAUUGUGGCAAUGUUGGUCGAUUACUUGUGAGUUUUUGAAGUAAUUUUUUAAAAUUUUUUGAUUUUUAGGGUAGGGUGAGGGUAAAUUAAGGCGAAGUUUGAUAUGAGUAGGGUAUGGUAAAGUUAUGGUUUAGUAGAAUGAGUUUAUGGUAGGGUUUGGAGAAUUUAAGGUAAGGUAGAGUUGAGUUAUGGUAAAAGUAAGCUAAAACUGAUAAGGUAGGGUAAAGUUAUAUUUAGGGCGUGGUAAUAUGACAUUGUGAUAAGGGUUUAGUUAUAGUAUUUAAGUUAAUUGUAGAGCUUUGGUAGGGUAAUAUAAACCAAAGUAAAGUAGAUAAUACGCUAAACCUAUUUAAAAAUGUCAUUUUACAGCGUGUAAACUCAUUUUAUCGUGAGGUUCUUCUGAAUUCCGUUACAUUUUGUGCCUUGAAAGUUGGUACGACUAAUUUUGUGAAGCUGACCAUCAAGCUAGGACCAUUUGCCAAAUUACAGACGAUUGAAAUUGUCAUUAAAUUUCCAUUCGAACUGUUAUGGUUUGGUCACGUUGUACGUGGAAUUCAAUGUUCUGAAAUCAAAGGCUUCAAUGAUUAUUCUGAAAUUGGGCUUGAGGUUAAAGGUAAGGCCAUUUUAAGUUGAUUUUGUACUGUUUAGCUUAUUUUUUUGUUAUUUGAAGGAUUUUUGGAUAUUAUUAUGAAGUUUUUUGAAAUCUUCAUUGACUUCGAUACAUAUAUUUCAAAUCUUCAGUCUUCAAUACAGGUAACGCCAUUUAAAACAUAUUAUUCUAGCUCAAGACUCAAAAGACAUCAAAGACCUAAAAGAAUCAGCCAAAGUCAUUGGUCAAAUCUUGUCAUUGGUGACAUUUAUGGACUACUUGGUAGCACCUCAAUAUCUGGCCGAAAAAGUUCCGGAAUCAGCUGAAAUUACUAUUACCAAAGUGUUCUCGAUUCAGAAGCCGAUUAAUAUCGUGUUUGAUACAAAGAUUCUAGAAAUCAACUUGAAUUCAACUAAGAGUGCUCAAAGAGUGUUCAGAAAUGCAGUGUAAGUUGAAUAUGGCAUCUUGGGUGGAGCAGGGUUGGAUUUUAGUAGUGGUGUGGUAAGAGUAUGGUAGGGUAAGAUGGGGUAGGUUAGGGAAAGUUAGAACAGGGUAGGGUAUUGCAAAGUAGAGUAAGGUGAAGUAGGGUAAGGUAGGGUAAAGUAAUAUAAUGUAGGGUAGAGUAGAGUAGGGUAGGAAAGGUAGAGUAAGUUAGAGUAGUGAUAUGAUAAGAUUAUGUUAGCUUGUUGUAAAACUGAGGGGUAGUUCGGAUGGGAUAUGGCAGGGCAAGAUAAGUUAGGGAAGGAUAAGUUUACAACAGGAGAGCUCAUGGUAGAGUUGAAUUUAGAAAGGGCUGUAAAAAACCUGAGGCAACGUUUUGCUUUUUCAGGAUCCCGAAGAACAACUCGGUUUGUAUGGCCAUGAUUACGGUAUCAAAUAUUUUCGAUUUUGAAUUGACAGUGUUAAGACAUGUGAAUCAAUUGGCCGAAGCUUAUGUUGAUGCCAACAAGAUCUUCCUCAACUAUUGUGGACCGAAAAACGUCGGUUUUUUUUAAUUUUAAAAGUAUUUUUGAAAUUUUAAAGGUUGUUUUUAAAUUUUAUCUUUAAAAAUGACACUUUAUAUGUGAUUUUCGGCUUGUUUUAGUUGUUUUAGGCUUAAAAACAGGGUUUUAAAUACAGGUUUUUUAAUAUUUUUUUAGAUUUUUAAUGAACGAUUUGACAAGCUAUUGGCCAAAGUCUGCAGCUAUCAAGUUCACUACAACAAGACCAAGUUUGGACUGGUUUGCGAUUGGAAGUUGGGCAAGGAGAAUUGA